Striga hermonthica is the source of this 1260-nucleotide messenger RNA. The record is from the annotation of a GenBank genome assembly. NCBI's taxonomy places the organism in Eukaryota, Viridiplantae, Streptophyta, Magnoliopsida, Lamiales, Orobanchaceae.
AUGAGUGCGAGCGGCAAGCUUCUGAACCACCGUCCGCACUUCCAUGGCCGCCACUCUUUUAUUCAAUCGGAAAAUCGAUGGCUCAAGUCCACCGGAGUUACCGCUUUCUCAUCCCCGAAAAAUCUGAAUCGCUCCAAUUUUUCAGGAUUAUGUCUUCGAAGCUUGCAAUCUCAUUCGGGCUCGGGUAAAUUUUCAAGAGCAUUCAUAGUAUGCAAGGGUGCGCCGGAAAAUUCACCUCCAGAGCAGCCUUCUGAUCAUGCAUUUGGAUCUCUUGAGAUCCAAGAUGAGAUUUCAUUGAUGACCAUUUUGAAGGGAGCAAACUCUUUUCUACCUCAAGUGGUCCUAGCAAGUACAGUUUUGGCUAUUAUAUACCCGCCCUCAUUUAGUUGGUUCACUAACAGGUACUAUGCUCCAGCAUUAGGAUUUUUGAUGUUUGCAGUUGGAGUUAAUUCAAGCGAAAAAGAUUUUCUCAAAGCUUUCAGUAGACCAGCAGCCAUUAUUGCUGGCUAUAUUGGUCAAUUUGUUGUGAAGCCCCUUCUUGGGUACUUUUUCGGCACAAUUUCAAUGACUAUAUUCGGUCUUCCGACUUCCUUAGGUGCUGGGAUUAUGUUAACUUCUUGCGUCAGUGGCGCCCAGCUCUCCAAUUACGCCACUUUUCUAACAGAUCCUGAAAUGGCGCCACUAAGCAUUGUAAUGACGUCUAUAUCCACUGCCACUGCUGUUUUUGUUACCCCGUUUUUGUCCUUGUUGCUUAUCGGCAAAAAGCUUCCGGUUGAUGUGAAAGGGAUGGUUUCCAAUAUCCUCCAAAUCGUUGUCACUCCUAUUGCAAUUGGAUUACUUUUAAAUAGGUUUUUUCCUAAAAUUUGUAAUGCCAUCCGACCAUUUCUGCCCCCGCUUUCGGUUUUCGUGACUGCUCUCUGUGUUGGUGCCCCACUUGCGAUCAACGUGGAGUCGGUGAUGUCGCCUUCUGGGAUUUCAAUCCUCCUGCUGGUGAUAGCAUUUCAUCUGUCGGCUUUCAUUGCCGGGUAUUCUUUCACGGGUCUCAUUUUCCGUGAUUCCCCUGACGUCAAAGCUCUGCAAAGAACGUUAUCCUACGAGACAGGCAUGCAGAGCAGCCUUUUGGCUCUAGCGCUUGCAAAUAAGUUCUUUCAAGAUCCACUCGUCAGCAUUCCUCCUGCUAUUUCGACGGUAAUUAUGUCGUUGAUGGGAUUCUCUCUCGUAAUGCUCUGGGCCCACUGGAAACAAACUGCUCUCCAGUGA